UUUUCUGUUGUUUUCUUCUCAGCCCCCAUGACUCCCAUUAUAACACGGCGGCAGCAGUUGCAGGGAGUAGCCGCCAGAGGGAGACAGAUGAGACCGUGUGAGCAGGGAGCGAGCAACCAGAGAGUCUCUGUAGCUGUUGCCAAUUCCGCCUGUAACAAGUUGCGCAAUUGGGUUAUGUUUUGUGUUCUCAUUACCAGUCUCUCGUGUGUGCGCUGCUGCCGCUGUGCGGGGCCUCUGCGGGUUUUAUACACAUUCAUUUUUAGGACACCCAGCGGACCGGAAGUCCCGGUCCCGCCCCGAACACUGCUGCUGUCUGACCUAGCCCAUCAGGUGCACAGUCCACUCUCCUCCUCCAUGUUUCGCUCGUCCUUGCACCGUUUGCUCUCCACAUCUGCCUGUCCUGGAGGAUCUUACAGGAUGUAUAGUUUAAGGGGCGUUCAAACUACCCCGAAACUUCAAGGCAAAGUUGCUCUGGUAACAGCAUCAACAGAGGGGAUCGGCCUGGCUAUUGCCCGGAAACUUGCUCAAGAUGGAGCACGGGUUCUUCUGAGUAGCCGGAAGCAACAAAAUGUGGAUAAUGCGGUGCGAGAACUAAAAGAAGAAGGACUGGAUGUUGACGGGACAGUAUGUCAUGUGGGGAAAAGCGAGGACAGAGAAAGACUAGUAAAUACGGCUGUGCAGAAAUUUGGAGGAGUUGAUAUCCUUGUUUCUAAUGCUGCAGUAAACCCAUUUGCUGGGAACAUUUUGGACUCCACUGAAGAGGUCUGGGAUAAGAUUCUGGACAUUAACAUAAAAGCUGCAUUCCUACUGGUGAAACUUGUGGUGCCCAAAAUGCAGGAAAGAGGAGGUGGCAGUAUUGUGCUUGUCUCGUCUGUGGCAGGCUUUACCCCAUUCCCAGCUCUGGGCCCAUACAGUGUCAGUAAGACGGCAUUGCUUGGCCUCACCAAGGCUCUUGCACCAGAAUUAUCCCCUCUGAACAUCAGAGUAAAUUGUCUUGCACCUGGUCUCAUCCGCACCAAGUUCAGUUCAGCUCUGUGGAAGAAUGAAUCAGUCUUGGAGCAACUAACGACCUCUCUAGGUAUUAGCAGAAUUGGGGAGCCAGAAGACUGUGGCGGAGCAGUCUCCUUCCUCUGCUCUCCUGAUGCUGCAUAUAUCACCGGGGAAACUGUAGUGGUUUCAGGAGGUGGACACUCUCGUCUAUGAGCAUCACACUGAAAUGUUUUAUCCUCACUACUGUAUCAUUUGGUCUGACAAUAAAUUUUCUAGAAUGGUCCAAGUUUAUUAAGAA
This is a messenger RNA of Pseudophryne corroboree (corroboree frog), 1288 nucleotides long. Its product is annotated as dehydrogenase/reductase SDR family member 4-like. NCBI's taxonomy places the organism in Eukaryota, Metazoa, Chordata, Amphibia, Anura, Myobatrachidae. The coding region runs from base 28 to 1203 and encodes 391 amino acids. Gene Ontology annotation, molecular function: carbonyl reductase (NADPH) activity. The transcript has 9 exons. The record is from RefSeq and is a predicted model, not a curated record.